Molecule: messenger RNA, 2648 nt
Organism: Setaria italica (foxtail millet)
Lineage: Eukaryota; Viridiplantae; Streptophyta; Magnoliopsida; Poales; Poaceae
Product: bromodomain-containing factor 2
Exons: 8
Coding region: 268-2106 (612 amino acids)
Molecular function (GO): protein binding
Source: RefSeq, a predicted model, not a curated record
GGCCGUCUGACACACAGAAAAGAAGCUUGGGCUCUCUCUCUCCCCCCGUCUCCGCCUCCGCCUGCUCACCUCCGCCCCGCGCGCGCCCCCGACCCGUUCCUCUUCCCGCGCAGCGCCCGUCCCCGACCGCCGCGACCUCACUCUCCGAGCUCUCCUGCUGCUGCUGGACGCCCGCCGACCCGAGAUCCUCUCGGCCCCGGGAUCGGAUUCCUCCCCUGCGCCGCGCCCGUCGAUCCCAGUCUCGAUCGCUGUUGGUCACCAGCAAGGAUGAAGCGCAAGCGCGGCCGCAAGCCAGCGGGGAAGAAAGCCGCUCCGGCGUCCGCCGCGGCGGAGUCCCCCUCGCCGGACACCCCGUCCAGCCCCAGCACGGAGGCGACCAACAGCACGCCAGAUCAGGCGGAGGAGGAUAGCGCCCCGCCUGCCACCCAAGCACCGGUACCAGCGCCUGAACCACCACAACCAGCGGCAGUAGUAGCACCUCCUCCACAUUCUGAGCCACCGCAGAAGCCCGCCGCCGCCGCCGCCCCAGUUAAUCCUCCGGUGGACAUACCGUACGCCAAGCCCAAAGUGGGCGCCGUGUACGGCCGCGUGAAGCUCAAGUUCAAGUCGUCCAAGGUGGUAGACCCACCGCCCCCGCAGCAGCAGGGUUCUUCGGGAGCUCAGGCGCCGGCCGCUGACGCUGCGAAAUCUGAAACCGCAACCGUCCCCGAGGUAGCCAAAGAGGCUGAAGCGGAGAAGGCUGCUAUCCUUACAGACAAGCAGCAAGCGGACGGGCAGGGAUCGGAGACGAGUGAUGCGGACAAGGAAAAGGUGGUGAGGAGAGUGGGAGGCAUCAAGAUCAAGUCGGUGGGGUUAGCUUCUAUAGGGAACAACACCCCGGAUAGGAAAGCUGAUCCGGUGGAUGAGCCUCCUCCGAGCAAGCAGGAAGCUGUUUCGGAGAACAAAGGAACUGAGGAGACGGUGGAGCCGAGGAGCUCGCAGGAGUUGGAGGAAAAGCAGUCUACACCAGAGCGUCAGCGUGAUGAGAAAGAGCUGUCUGCUGCACUUGAAGCUAUUAAGAAAGUCAUGAAGAUGGACGCUGCUGAGCCGUUCAACAUUCCAGUGGAUCCUGUUGCACUAGGAAUACCUGAUUACUUUGAUAUUAUUGAUACUCCUAUGGAUUUUGGCACAAUAUGUAAAAAUUUGGAACGUGGUGACAAGUAUAUGAAUUCAGAGGAUGUAUAUAAGGACGUGCAAUUCAUAUGGGAUAACUGUACCAAGUACAACAGUAAAGGUGAUUACAUAAUCGAGCUUAUGAAACGGGUCAAGAAAGGCUUCAUGAAAAAUUGGUUGGCAGCAGGCUUGUAUUCUGAUGUGCCAGACAGCGGUGGCAAUGACAAUACUGGAGAUGAGGAUGCCAAAGGCCACUCAAAAAGCAAGUCUAAGAACAAAAGGCGACGGCCAGGGAAUGAUCGCCACAAAAGUGACUGCAUAUGUGCGGUUUGUCAAGUUACACGGCGUAAGAAGGAAAGGGAUGAAAUAUUGGCUGUUGUAGAUAAUGAAACUGCUGCGAUGGAUAGUAACACUUCUGACCAGCAUGACAUGGAGGGAAACUCUGGUGCUAAUCAUCCUGGCAGUCAUGAUACUUCCUCUAGCCAUGAGCAACCACCAAGGACUGAUGUGUACAAAGAGACAGUGGAAGCAGAUGAUUCUGGGAUUCGGAUGGAAGAUGUUGGAAAAUUCUCCAGUGAUCGGCCAUCUAGUUUGCCGCAUCCUGACUAUGAUGAUGAGGGUUCUAGACAACAUUUUGAGGGAAAAGAACAGGUUGAGUAUAGAGAUAUGAACAGUAAUGGAGAGCAUACUUCCACUCAGCCUAAUGAGUACUCUGAUGUUGAGAAUCACCAACAUAAGGCACAGAUAGAGACCAGCCAAGAGGUUGAGAUGGAGGAGGAUUAUCCCAUGCUGCAGCUGAACCCUGCAUUCCAGCAACUUUGUGCGAGCCUCUUCCCCAGCAACCCGAGCUCCACUUUCGGGGUCCGCCAUUCACUGUUCCGUCCCCGGCGCCGAGCUCCAAUGAAGGAGAGCCCCCUGCAUGCAGCCAUGGCAGAGUUAAUGAAGCGUCGUUAGGAAUUUCACCGCUUGGUUUUCUUUCAAGAGAAGCCGCUCCAAGGCAGACUUUGGCAAAGCUGUACCCUGAAGACGUGGAAACUGGUUGGGAUGAUGAGGUGGAUUAGUCUAUACGUUUUCUUUGAGCUCAGGAUCUGGUCUGAUGUAGGCGUGUGAUUAGUUGAGGCAUGCCUGUCUAUUAUAACAUGGAUUCCGAAAUUCUCUGCGAUUUUUGUAUCGGGCUAAUUGCGGUAGCCACAUGUGGCUCCAUUCCUUGCCGCCCUGGCAUAGGGUUGGCCUGAACUUCCCCUAUAAUUGGAGGAUCUGUAGGAUUUGUUUAGUGUUUGGACAAAUUCUUCUCCCCAACCGCCACCUGAUCUGGGAAAAAAUGAUGCUUCUUCUUUUCCCCAAACACAAACAGAAGUCUGAUCGGGGUACAUGAUUGAGAGUUGAAUAUUGCAGUGAAUAUUCAAUUACUUGUGGAAUCAGUUAGCCCUAAAACUGUCACCAACUCCAAUGAGGUGCCGUGAGGCUAUAUUAUAUCAUUUUGAUAAGAUUGUGAA